Paramuricea clavata is the source of this 1643-nucleotide messenger RNA. The record is from the annotation of a GenBank genome assembly. Lineage: Eukaryota; Metazoa; Cnidaria; Anthozoa; Malacalcyonacea; Plexauridae.
AUGGGCUCUUUUAAGGAAAACCGUAAGAUGCUAAUGUUAUCCUUUCAAAAUAACUGGAUCACAGAAGGUGAAUUUGUAUUACUUUAUGAAGCAAACUGCUCAAAAAAUUUGAUUUUUCCUCAUGCCGAGUACGAUCGCUUCAACCUCCAAGACAUGGACGAAACAGAGUGUUUGAGAGAAUUUCGUGUUCGCAAACUGGACGUACCUCGCUUGGCUGAUGCCCUUGGUCUACCAGAAACUUUGAGCUGUCCACAGAGGACGAAAACAGGACGAAUUGAAGGACUCUGUAUACUGUUAAAGAGACUUGCUUACCCCUGCAGAUAUAGCGACCUAAUUCAUCGUUUUGGCCGUGCAGUACCCGAGUUAAGCAUGAUUUAUAACACGAUGGAGGACUGGAUAUAUCAGCAUCAUCAUGACAAAAUAACCCAGUGGAAUGAUAACCUGCUAAAUAGUAACGCUCUCCAGUUAUAUGCCGAUGCUAUAACACAAACAGGAGCUGCUUUGACCAACUGCUUUGGCUUUGUCGAUGGUACGGUGCGCCCUAUUUGUCGUCCAGGAGAAAAUCAGAGGAUUGUGUACAACGGACACAAGCGAGUUCACGCUUUGAAAUUUCAGUCUUUGACCCUCCCAAACGGAAUCAUUGCCCACCUGUUUGGUCCUGUAGGUAAGCGAGCAGCUGACAAACAGCACAUUAUUCGAUCAUUGUUUUUGUUACAUAUUUACUGAAAUUCACAAGCCGGUAUGUAAACAAAGCCUCCGAAUGGUCGCUGAACAAUAGUAAGCCAAUCAAAUGCAUUGUUUACAAACCGGUUUGUGAAUAUGAUUAUGACCUUUUGAACUUCCCAAGUUUAAUCCCAACGAAGUUUGUAAUGAAGUUCGCAACAUUCAGGGAAACGUUAUGUGAAAUCAACUGUAACUGCAGACAUUACAUUAAUUUACCUGUAAUUUGUAUCAAUUGAAGAAAUAUGCCAAAUCCUGGCCAUAACAAUUCAUAUAAUAAAUUUAUAUAAGCUCUAUGUAUAGGAAAUAGCUAUAAACAGUAUAAUAUAAUGUAACAGAACUGAGUAUUACAUUUAAUGCCUGUAUUCUAAAAGCUCACACUCAAAGAGUGAAAGUUCAAUCUGAGCUUAAUUCCUUGGGUGUCAGUGCGGUUUUUGAAUGGCUGGAGGGUUAGUAUUGUACCUUACUAUAUGUGACUAUUCACCCUUCAACUAUUCAAAAACAGCAUUGACACUCAAGGGAAGUUUAGAUUGAACCUCCACUCUUUGAGUGUAAGUGAGAUUUUAGAUUGCAGGCAUAUCAUGUCAAUUGCCUGUUGUUGUUAAUUCAUUGUUAUGAUACUAUAGAAGGGAAAAAACACGACUCCGCCAUGCUGACAGACUCUGGUCUCCUUGAGGAACUUGAGCAACAUGCUUUUUCACCAACAGGAAAUACCAUAUGCAUUUAUGGUGACCCAGCCUAUCCCCUGAGGAUACAUCUACAAGCACCAUUUCGUAACAGGGCUCUCACACCACAAAUGGAAGCAUUCAAUAAAUCCAUGAGCUCUGUCCGUACAUCUGUGGAGUGGAUUUUUGGAGAUGUAAUCAGUUCAUUUAAAUUUUUAGAUUUUAAAAAGAACCUUAAGAUUGGUUUGAGCACAGUCG